CCAAGUGCCGCUUGCUAAAGGAAAUGAGUCGGGCUUUACAAAGUUUAUGGAAGUUUGUGCGCUCCUAAGCCAAAGAAAGAUUCGAAUCGAUUUAUAGCCAAUGAGUAGGUUUUAACUCUGAAAUAAUAAUGCAGGCCAAUCUGGACUGAUGAAGUGCAUCUAAUCAAGUAAAAAACGCAUUGAAAUGCGUGUCUAUGAGUUGAGCCUCCUGAUCUGAAGAGGCACAACCAUGGCGUCACAGUUCAGCAUUGAUGAUGCAUUUGUGCUGGAGGGAGAGGAUGAGGGUGUCUGUCCAGAAGGAGACCUGGAAGGAUGGAAAGGGAAAGACAAAGAGAGAGAUGGAGAGAUGACAUUUGGCCCCCUGUCUUUUACCAAGCCACAGACUCAUCCGACCACUGUAGCUGGCUCCCCUGAGCACAGCAACCUCAAAUACCAGAAUCUGGAAAAUGAAGAGGGCCUGGGUAACAGUGGUGGCUCCUCCUUCAACAACUUCUUCAAAAUCAGUGACCCGGCCACCCUCUCCUACUGCAGCUCCCAGUGGUCCUUUAGUACCCUCAGCUCUGUCACACAGCUUCCUGCACGCUGCUGCGGUUGGACAUCUCACCCUCUUGUGAAGAAGAACAGGCGGAUAGUUCUAGCUUCAUUCCUCCUCCUCAUCACUGGCGUGGCCCUAAUCUUCACCGGCAUCGUCAUACAGUUGAACCCAGAUGCAGGAGUCUCCAGCGCUAUCUUCUUUGUUCCUGGAUUCCUACUCUUUAUUCCAGGAGUGUAUCAUGUGAUCUACAUAAGCUGUGCUGUCCAGGGGCGCAGAGGCUUCAAGUUCUUCUACCUGCCGUACUUUGAGAAGUGAUCUCACUCCAGUUUGCCUGUCUUUUGUGCCAAAAAAUUCCCAAUUAUUGGGUGAGAGAGAGAGAGAGAGAGAGAGAGGAGCCCACUGUUGUAUGAACUACCACUACUAACACAGAACCACUGUGCAAAUCUGCAUGCUUCCAGCAAAGUAUUUGGAAGGGAAGGAUUUUUUAGUGCUUGUAUAUUGAUUUUUUUUUUUUUUUUUUAAAUAUCUGUGACACUACAAUUUCUACUCAUCUAUCAUGAUUUUGUUUUUGUAGUGACAACCAUUUUUAAAUAUGUGUUUUUCACCAAAUAUUUUUAAAAUCAGUCUCUGAAUGUUCCUUUUGAUAAGAAACAGGAGACAGCAAUGCAUGCCAUAGUGCCAUACAUGUGGGAUUUAGACCCACUACAAUAAUUAAACAAAUCAAAUAUCUGUCUUCCUGUAAACGUGCUGUUUUUGUUUUCUUUUUAAAAUGUUAAAGUAUAUAUUUUUUGUGAUUGUUUUUCUAAAUGGAAUUCAAUGGUAAUUGACAACAGCUAUCAUCAAGCCUUAUUAGGGGCAGUAGACUUUUGUUGAAAGAGACAUUUUAAGAAAUAUGGCAACAUGCGAAGAGUAGUUGGAGAGAAGUGGUAGAAAUCCUGUGGUCAUCCACAGGUCUUUUAAUUGAUGGAUUUGGGUGGCUUAGUGACCGGUUUAUAGGGUGGCUUAGUGAUGUGAUCGAUUACAAUGUAUCUCAGUGCAAACAUCUGAUGCACAGGCCUCUAUGACAUUGAGAGCCUCCCAUAUCAAUUUCAAUUCAAAGUGUCAUAAUGUUGUUUUAAAUUAUGUAGAAUUAUGUUGCUUUUAUAGUAGUUAACAAUUGCUUUAUGUAUGUUAACAACUUUUUUUUUACCAAGCCACUUGCCAUCCUUAAAUGUUGUGCAAUCUCACUUUGUAUUUAUCUGUGUGCCCUAUAUUAUGUUUUUAACUCAUUCGUGCAACUUUAAAUUAUGUCUCUGUGCUUCUGCUGUGGAACCCUGUUUGGAUAGUUCAGGGGUGUGUUUCCCAAAAGCAUAGUUGCUAACUAAGUUGGUUGCAAAGCAAUUUCCCAUUGCCAACAAACUAAGUUGCUAACAGGUUAGCAAUUAUGCUUUUGGGAAACACACCCCUGUUCAGUUGACAAAUACUAGGAGGUGCCUCAGAUGUCCAAAGUCCUGGAGGACAUUCCAUUUCAGUCUUGUUAUGCAUUUCUCUAUGCUGACAAUAAUAAAAAAAAAUGUGAUUUUAUCAGUUUGAAACCAAA
Messenger RNA from Alosa alosa (allis shad), 2114 nucleotides. RefSeq names its product transmembrane protein 134 (gene tmem134). The coding region runs from base 230 to 850 and encodes 206 amino acids. The transcript has 8 exons. NCBI's taxonomy places the organism in Eukaryota, Metazoa, Chordata, Actinopteri, Clupeiformes, Clupeidae. The record is from RefSeq and is a predicted model, not a curated record.